Molecule: messenger RNA, 4724 nt
Organism: Thunnus maccoyii (southern bluefin tuna)
Lineage: Eukaryota; Metazoa; Chordata; Actinopteri; Scombriformes; Scombridae
Gene: phactr4a
Product: phosphatase and actin regulator 4a
Exons: 15
Coding region: 524-3580 (1018 amino acids)
Biological process (GO): actin cytoskeleton organization; neural crest cell migration
Molecular function (GO): actin binding
Source: RefSeq, a predicted model, not a curated record
AUAAGUGCGCAUGCGCAACUGUAUUUAAUCUUCCUACCGAGUUAACUUGCUCCACCUUUUGACAGCAAAGUGUUAACAAAGAAGUUUUAAACACAACAUUUAACGUCGCUCUUAGCGUUUUGGUGGGGAAAUUUAGGCGAUGUUUGUGUAUAUUAGUGUUUUCACCCGCUUUCAGAAAGUGAAUGUUGUGACUUUAUUUGGGACAAAAGCUGGUUGGUGAAGCUAGUUCCGCCUUGCUUUUGUCCCUGUGAUGGACCGCAGCGACAAGUGUCAAAAGUAAUCAGAGCUCAACGAGAACAAGGGAAACACACGUCUCCUGUCAUUUUGGAUACAUUUCUACAUAAAUUAAGCGCUUCCUAGAAACGGCGUGCUGUAAUCACUUAACUACUACGUUGUCCUGCUGGAAGAAGAAAGCAAAGAAGUCACAGUCAAACUACAAGGACAGCAUUUUGAGGGAAGAUUUUAUCGAACAUCAAUGAUCUUCAGUAGAAGAGCUGUCGGCUGCUGAGUUUUGGAAACUGUGAUGGAAAAUCCUGACGAUGAGGUGGACCUGCAACACAGCACAACAGGGGUUGACGACGGAAACUCUGGAGGGGGAACACCUCCAACCAAACGCAAAGGCAAAUUCUCCAAAAUGGGAAGGAUCUUCAAGCCCUGGAAAUGGAGAAAGAAGAAGCCAAGUGAGAAGUUUGCUGAAACAUCUAUAGCUUUGGAAAGAAAGAUUUCAGUUCGAAAAAGCCGUCAAGAGUUGAUUGCAAGAGGGGUUCUAAAGGAAAUCCCAGAGAAUGAGAGCAAUGAUGUGAACCACUCUAAAGCACCAGUGAAGAAUGGCCACCCUGUGCCCAUGGACGUGGAUAAGGUGUCAGAAGUGGGAGUGCGGGUGUCCCGAGGGGAGUCCGACAUCAAGGUGAAUUCCCUCAGGCUGGCUCAGGGAGACGAACGCCGAAACAGAGCACCGUCCGACGCCUCCCGAAGCAAUCGGGCACCUCUGGAUGUGGACUCUCACGCACGGCUUCCUGUGGAUGUAGACAGACGAAACCGCCUGCCAUCAGAUGUGGAUAAGAGAGGAUCUUUAACCCGAGGACCUCCACAAGAUGAUAGAUACCGCAGAGAAGAGAGGAGAGACGGCAAAGAUGACAGGGAGGACAGAGGGAGGAGAGACAGGGAAGACAUGGAAAGAAGGGACAGGGAGAGAGAAGGAGGGAGGGAAGACAGAGACUUCAGGGACAGGCGAGAGAAGAGAGAUGAUAGGACAGAUAGAGACAACAGGGAAAGGAGAGAUCGGGAUGAGCGGGAGCGAAGAGAUCGGGAUGAGAGAGAAAGGAGGGAUCGGGAUGAGAGGGAAAGGAGGGAUCGCGACGAGAGAGAAAGGAGAGACAGGGACGAGAGGGAAAGGAGAGAUCGCGAUGAGAGGGAAAAGAGGGAGCGUGAAGACAGAGAAAGGCGAGAUGAGCGGGACAGGAGAGAAGACAGGGAUCGGCGGCCUGAGAGGGAAAGGAGAGAGAACCGAGAUGACAGAGAAAGAGAAGACAGGGAGAGGAAAGACCCUCGAGCGGAGAGAGAUGACAGAGAUAGAAGAGAUGAGCGAGACAGGAGAGAAGACAGAGAGAGGAGAGAGGACAGGGACAAAUGGGACGACUGGUCCAAGAGGAACGAAAGAGCACGACGAGACGACCGGGAGAAGGAAAGGAGAGAAAAGCCAGAGCCUCUGCGCUCCGUGGACGAGUCUCGACCUCCAGUCAGGCCCGUCUCUGAGAUGGACACACGGCCUCCUCUACAGAAGAGCUCCUCAGAGGACAACAAGAAGCCUCGGCCCGCCUCAGAGGCUGACCGCAGGUCCACCCUGCCCAGAUACAACCCAUCUGUAGAGUUCAGAGAACGCUCAGAAUCCGCUGCCGCUGGUGUUCGCUUUUCCCCCGACCCUCACCCGACACAGGACUCUCAGCAGGAACCUCCCCCUGCCAAACAGGCCCUGCUUCCCCCGAAAUUCCUCACUACUCCUUCCACCGAUCCCGGCAGAAGUUCAACCCCCACCCCUUCUUCUUCAUCCUCCUCUUCAUCCUCCUCCUCCUCCACCUCCUCCUCCACCGCUCCUGUAGCUGUGGCCAGGCCGCCACGGACAGUCUCCCUAAUAGCAGAUGACCCACCUCGACCUUCCUCGGGCGACUCCGACACGCCGCCCCCUGUCCCUCCCCAUGGCAAGCAGCCUCCCGUCCCUCCACCCAAACCCACCAACCGUAACAGCAACCCUGCACUGCUCGCGGAGCUUUCACAGGCUGGCAGCGGCAUCAUCGUGGUUCCAGCACCCACUAAGCGCUCUCCACCAACCCCACCAAAGAGGAUGACCCCUGUCACCAAGCGCCAUUCUGUGGACCCUUCUCCUCCCAGCCAAAUCCCAGAGUCCUCCACCCCUGACCCGGCGUCUGCCCCCGUACCGCUGCCCUCUGCUGUCCCCGUAGGAGAUAACACUGAGGACAAGAGUAGUACGGCAGCCCAGCAGCCCUCUACUGAACCUCUGCUAUCACCGCCCUCACACAUACCGCCAUCUCCUCCCAGGGUUCAUUCGCUCCCUCCGCCCAGCACCUCCUCCGGUACCACCGUGCAAGUCGAUCCCCCCAGCCCCACCACCGAGCCUCCCAGCCAGCCUCCAGCCAUCCCCCUGCACAUCCUCAUCCAGAGAGCCUUGGCCAGCCCCGGCCCGGCUCAGCCCAACCCCGACGGCUCCCAGAGGGCCCACUCGCUGCUGUUUGAAUCUCCUCCAGAUUUCCUCAACGAGGUGAUGGUUAACUCACGGAACUCUCUCCCCAUCACCAUCGAACCUCUCAGGCUGCCAGAAGACGAUGACUUCGACAUGGAGGAGGAGCUGCGCAAGUUGCAGCCUCAGAGAUUCCCCCGCCAGCCUGAGCUGGGGCCCCGCAGCCGGAGGGGUUUGAUCGGAGACCCUAAUGUCUGCGUCAUCCCCGAAGGCGGAGGACCCGACGACAGCGAGGAGGAGUCCGACUCCGACGGUCCCGUCCUGUACAGAGACGACGACGACGAUGACGACGACGAUGAGGAAGGCCCUCCGAGUGGGCUGGCGAGCCGCGUGAAGAGGAAGGACACGUUGGCCCUGAAGCUGGAGAGACAGGAGAGAGAGGAGAGAGACACUCAGGAGAACCAGGACGGCAUGAGUUGGAACAACAGGGAGCAGUGGGUGGCAGUGAGGAACAGGAUUGGCACCGCACUAACACGGCGGCUGAGUCAGAGACCGACAGCAGAGGAGUUGGAGCAGAGAAACAUCCUUCAAGCCAAGAAUGAAGCGGACCGACGACUAGAGAGAUGCGAGAUCAAACGGAGGCUCACCAGAAAGCUGUCCCAGAGACCAACAGUGGCUGAACUUCAGGCGAGGAAGAUCCUGCGUUUCCACGAGUACGUGGAGUCCACCCAUGCCCACGACUACGACCGGCGAGCAGAUAAACCGUGGACCAAGCUGACUCCUGCUGACAAGGCUGCCAUCCGCAAGGAGCUGAAUGAAUUCAAGAGUUCAGAGAUGGAGGUUCACGAAGAAAGCAGGAUCUAUACCCGAUUCCACCGGCCUUAGCCGCCCAUGCUGACCAGUAAAGCACUUAAACCGAGUGUCCAGUCUGUCCGCACUGCAGCGAGGAGGCACCAUGAACUCAACAUGUGGCCCAUUUGGUUCAUUUUUACUGACUGCCUACUAACCCGCUCCAGCUGAAGACACUACCGUUGCUGAAAACUGGAACCAAAGGUAGAAAAGCCACACAGUGGUUCAGCCUCAGGUGGUUCUCAGAACAUUGACCGUGGAGUUCAGGACAGGAGGAAUUUGUUGGCGCGUCCAUGACGGAGGCGCCCGGUGCCAACACUAAAAGUGUGAGAAACCCUUCCCCCCAACCGUCUGCUGGGGGCUGCACAGCUCAUUAAGAGUUAGAUUGAACUGGAGGGUUAACCUCUACUGUACUGUAUGUAUCACACUGUCUCCCUCAGGGGAAACUACUCUCACCUUGCCUUUGCCUUCCUUCACCAUAUAUUUUCUCCCUUCCUCCCAGGAAAGGAAGACUACGCACAUUAAGAGAUCACUGUAGUUUUAUAUUAGCACUGUAGAUACGUGUGUGUACUAUAAAUGUCUAUCUAAAGGUUGCCACACAGCACCCGCCUUACUCCUCAUAUGAUUUAACACACUCAUGUAAUUUAAGGUUCAGACAGAAUGUGAAACCAUGUGGUACAACAGUGUGUUAGUGAUGGAAAAAUUAGUCUAGACCCUCCAACCUAAUAUAUAAUAUCAUAACCUGUGCAUUUUACUGUAUGUUGUUGAUCAUUUAAAUGAUUCUCAUGGAGCACAUAUCACUAGAUAAUUUUAUAACAAGGCACCUCAUGUUCCUUAAUUGGGUGUAUAGAAAAUUUAACAUUUUUGAAACCAUAAUUCUAUAUGUUUAUAAUUGAAUUAUUCCAGCAGGAAAAUGUACAUAUUUUUAUUUUCCUGGCUGUUUUAUGGUACUUAAUAUAUGCAGGUCAAUAGUUGUAUAGACCACCUGUGUAGAUUUGAUUGCCUGCUGAUAUGUUUUAAUUGUAAAGUAUUUCUCAAAUGUUAUUUCCAACUAGUAAUGGUACAAAAUAUUUUGUUUUCUUUUUUGAUACAGAGAUCUUUAAAACUUUUUUUUUGGAAAACCACAGUAUAAUUGAACAAUCCACUCAGAAAUUAAAAUAACUUGUGAUUUACAUUUCAA